AUAUUCUUUUCGUGAAUAACAAGAACAAAUUUGGAUAUAUAGUAUGAGGGUGUUUUUGCUCAUGUAAAAUGGGCUGACUCGUGUAGAUUCGAAAAAAAGAGGUAUAAUUGAUCUGCUCGCUAGAGCUAGCAGAGAAAAUAAUGAAUGCACUCAUGAUGUUUUAAUUUUUGUAGAAUUUAUCUUGAUUUUCUAUAAAAUUGCAAUUGAAUUUCUAUAAUUUAGAAAAUCAAGUAUUUUCUGAAUAUUUAAAAUUGCUUAUUUAAAGUCGAUUUUCUAAAAAGUAGAAUUUCAAAACAAUUUACAGUGUAUACUCUAGAAAGAGAUCUCUCUUAUGUUUUCUCUGCUAGUUAAUAUUCCUGCUAAUGUCACAGAAUAAUUUAUAUAUUCCAGAACAUAAAAAUAUACGAUUUUCUAAAUAGGAAAUGUUCUAUUUAAUAAGAGAAAACGAAAAAGAUUCUAGCAAAAAAUAUAUUUUUUGAUCAUACGAAAUAGGGGUGACACAUUUAAAGUUAACUAAAUUUUGAAACCGAGUAGAUAAACAUAGUUCUUGACUUGAUUGCUACUAUUUAAAGUCAAAUAUAUUUGAUAAAGCUAUAUAGUCAUUCUUCUACGAAUUUUGUUAUUAAAUAUGUAUAUAGUUAUGAGCAUCCCGAUGUUUUUGAAGAAGAAAGGUGACGGACUCUGCAUAAUCUGUAGAGGAAUUUUUUGACUAUUAUGAACAAAUAUUAACUUUUCACGAAGUUAAAUUUAAAUCAACUGUAAAUUGACAUCUUCAAGAUAGGAAAAUAAUACAACAACGUACGCAUAUGAUAAGUUCAUAUAUGUUCAUAGAAAAUAUAGAACUAUUUUGAUGCAAGAAAAAAGAGCAUUAGAGGGAACUCUAUUUUGUUUCUAUAGAAUAAUCUUUCAGUAUAUAUAGAUUAUUCUGAGGAAUUUCUAGCAAAAAGAAAAGAAAGAAUGAUCUAUUCAAAGAAUUGUACUCGAUACUUUUGAGAGAGAAAAAGAUCUCCUUUUAUUCUUAUACGUUUUCUCUUCUAGUUAAUAUUCCUGCUAAUGCUACGUGGAAGCAGAACGGAGUGACUAUUGCUGGAGGUAACGGGUAUGGGGGUGCCACUAAUCAACUCAACUUGCCUGAAGGUCUCUUCGUUGAUGAUGAUCAAACAGUGGUUAUUGCUGACUACAGGAAUCAUCGUAUCAUGCAAUGGAAGAACGGUGAUACAACGAAUGGGCAAGCUGUCGCUGGUGGUAAAGGCAAAGAAAAUGGAUUACAUCAAUUGAAUUGGCCAACUGAUGUAUUAAUUGACAAAGAGACGGAUAGUCUCAUUAUUUGUGAUGCAGGGAAUCGACGAGUUGUACGAUGGUCUCGUCGUAGUGGUACAACGCAAGGUGAAAUACUCAUCGAUAGCAUCGAUUGUUAUGGAGUAGCUAUGGAUGAGCAGAGAUAUCUCUACGUCUCUGACUAUGAAAAACAUGAAGUAAGACGAUAUCAAUUGGGUGAGAAGAAUGGCACUCUCGUAGCUGGUGGUAAUGGUAAAGGUGAUGGUCUCAAUCAACUCAACCUGCCGAGAUAUCUCUUUGUCGAUCGACAACAGACUGUCUACGUAUCAGAUCACUUGAAUCAUCGUGUAAUGAAAUGGAAUAAAGGUGCAAAAGAAGGUAUUGUGGUCGCUGGAGGAGAAGGCGAAGGGAAUGCUCUGACACAAUUGUCUUAUCCUAAUGGAAUCUUCGUUGAUACGUUGGGUACACUGGUCACAAUUGAAAGAAAAAUAUGA
Molecule: messenger RNA, 1772 nt
Organism: Rotaria socialis
Lineage: Eukaryota; Metazoa; Rotifera; Eurotatoria; Philodinida; Philodinidae
Source: the annotation of a GenBank genome assembly